Ostreococcus lucimarinus CCE9901 is the source of this 1749-nucleotide messenger RNA. RefSeq lists its product with no specific name. Bases 1 to 1554 code for a protein of 517 amino acids. NCBI's taxonomy places the organism in Eukaryota, Viridiplantae, Chlorophyta, Mamiellophyceae, Mamiellales, Bathycoccaceae. The transcript has a single exon. The record is from RefSeq and is a predicted model, not a curated record.
AUGCUACUGAAAGUAGCUUGCGAUUCCGGUACUAUGGCUCGCCGAACGGUCAUUCUGUUUGCGGUUGUGGCCGUGUUGCUUUGGAGACUGUUCUUGUUCGAUAUUGGUGACAGCAGAUUUAAAAGUAUCACACCACAUCCAUCACCGGAGCAAAGACGACAACAAAAUCACCGAGCAAGAUUUUUAGAGCUCACACAUAACGAAACCUACAAAACCGCAAAUGUCGAAGAGAGGAACGAUGAACAUUUCAAGAUGGAACGAUAUGAAGAAUCACCUGCAAGAUUACAAGCGUCAGCUAAUUUGGAUACACAGAGCACCCGCGUCUUGGUUUUAAGUUGGCAUGGUGGUACCGCGAAAGACACAGCGAUGCAACUUCAUAACGCUGGAGUUCGUCGCGAAAAUAUCGUGUGUGGAGGCAUUAUUUGGUACGAGAAAGUCCUCGAUUCUGCUCCUUGCGUAAGAGAUCAUGCAUUAUCUGAGGCUUUGAAUCGAUUGACACAGCGUGUAAGAGGUUUUCCCAUGGCUAUCGAUCCAGCAGACGAGAAAUGGUUGGAUGAUUUCGCAGCUGAGGCUAGCGAGAUGCUAUCUACGUUCCAUGUGCUCUGGGCGGACUUUCCUACCGCCCUUUGUCUUCUAUUAAACAAGAUUGCCCCACAUAAAUUGAUAGUACGCACAACGCAUCGUUUUGAUCACCAGGUGGCUCAUUCGAAGAUAAAUCACACGUCAUUUGUACGUAAAAGCCUCAUGCGCGUUCUACGCGAGGCGCCAAUACUUCUUGCUGGGAGCGAGUACGAUCGGGCAUACAUGAAGUUCUACACAUGUCGUGAACCUGAACGUCUAUUCAUAACAUGGCCAACACAGUAUUUGGAGAGUUUGGGCGCAUCGCGUACACUUACGAACGAGUCAUGCUUCAUCUUGUGGGGGGGGUCGAACAACGAAGGUAGUUCAAGCAUAUCGAUUACAUUUGAUAGAAUACGAGUCCUCGGGCGCACUAUGGAGUCACAAGUUCCCAUGAAAAGUCGCCCAACGAGUUUUGCUCACGCUUCGGAAUUUGCAACAGAGCAAGCCGUAGUAUAUUUCCCAUACAGUAUGCCGAGUUCCGCAUUUCAUGAACUUUACGCGAGUGGUGUCCCCCUUUUCGUGCCAUCGUUGACUUUCAUGCUCGAUGAGUUUUCAAAAAACCGUGGCUAUCCUCACAAAGUAGCUGGUAAUGUCCCUUGUGCUUCACCAUCUUUUUACGAAAACGCUGAGGCAGUGGAGUUCUGCUGUCUUGACGAUACUGGGGUAUGUCAUGAUCCAAAUUCAUGCGAUCCUGAAGCGCUGAAACAAUGGGUAUCAUUAGGUGACCUUUACACCACCCCGCAUGUGACGUAUUUCGACAGUGCCGAGCAUGCUGUGGAACUCAUGAGCAACUGGAUGAAGCAUCCAGACCAACGGGAUCGAACGAUCGAGGACAUGGAGUCACACAACGUUGCUAACCUUCGAUGGAAUGCUCGUGUCGUUCAAGCCGCAAUUCGUCAUGUCAAACAAAGCAGCGCGCUUGAACUGGAUUGAAAAUGCUGGUCGAUACAAAGAAGCUGUGGGGGCGAUACUUUGGACAUCGUAUUCAAUAUCUUACUUGGCGUACCUCGCCAUGUAGAGUCUCACGCCUAGCGUAUGUACGCGAAGUGAAAAUAGAUUUGAGUUUUCAUUUAGUGUAACUCGAUAGCGGGUUUUCCAUGGUGGUGUUCGGGAUGGGCGCUACUCCCC